AUGGCCGACCCUGCAUGGUGGAAACUCACCUUCCUAAGAAAAAAAAAGUCAGAGCCGAAGGUCCUAUAUGAAAUACCGCCCGACUUCAGCACCAACAAUGCAAAUAAAGACCUGGGCAAUGAUGCCGCAGACAACAAUUUGGAUGCCAGACUGGAAAAAAUAGUGGAUAAAUCUGGGACCAAGGGCCGUCACGUCAAAGUCUCCCAUUCUGGGCGGUUCAAGGAGAAGAAGAAGAUUCGCUCAAGUCUGACGGAAAACCCAAGCCUUUGCCCUGAAUCUGCUAGGACAGACAAGAGCCAUGUGGAAAAAUAA
Messenger RNA from Rhinichthys klamathensis goyatoka, 312 nucleotides. It is a transcript of the gene prr15lb, whose product is annotated as proline rich 15 like b. The coding region runs from base 1 to 312 and encodes 103 amino acids. NCBI's taxonomy places the organism in Eukaryota, Metazoa, Chordata, Actinopteri, Cypriniformes, Leuciscidae. The record is from RefSeq and is a predicted model, not a curated record. The transcript has a single exon.